Molecule: messenger RNA, 6574 nt
Organism: Varroa destructor (honeybee mite)
Lineage: Eukaryota; Metazoa; Arthropoda; Arachnida; Mesostigmata; Varroidae
Source: RefSeq, a predicted model, not a curated record
UGAAAUUGCAAACCAGGACGAGGUCGUAGAGAACUAUUUCUGUUUCAUGCUCCGUUCGCCAAGCUGAGUAUUAUUGAUGGUGUACUAGCGACAGUGGUAAAUGCUGGUGCAAGAGCAUGCGAAAUGUGGAAAGGGCUUCGGUGGCAAGUCAUUCAAACGCUAUCAGAAUAAUAUAAAGAUCCAUUGCUUGAUUGGUCAAGAGACAGAAAACAUUUUUACGGGUCUCGUUUCCUGCUGUUCGUAGCAACUGUUACGCAGUUACGUACUUGAGUGGACGUAGUCUAAGGUUUCCGACAGCUGUACCACAGACACGAAAGCAGUGUCAGUAUUGAAAAGAUAUCACGAUAAUCGUGGUAACAACGACAUUUCCGCACCAUCUCUAGUGCCGCCCCGCGGAACUGGGAUCGAUUAGUGCUUUCUGCGAUGUUCUAUUACGAAGGACUACACCUUAGCGUCACUUAUACAGGGUCCAAGACCUAUUUUUAUUACAGCUGCAUUGGCUCAUCGUGUUAUUGGUCCUAUUCUACUUGUCUGAUUCUAUUUUCCAUUUAAGCAUUGGCCGUUUCUUGCUGCGUUUUCAAUAACUUGUUUACGGCCACUACAAGCGACGCAACGGCCGACCGCUGCCCCUGCUGCUAGUAUCACAGGGAAGCCGGGUAGAGCAGUGACGGAAGCUGGCUACGUAGAAUGUCACCACGAUUCUGUUAGUCGUAACAACGCCGGCCGCAGUGGUCAUUCUUAGCGUUUACACAUGAUAGUGGAUAUUGUAGACAGAUCUAACAAAGGGUCUACGAGGCGGAAGGGAAAAUCAACUGCUAGCCAUCUAAUUGUCAGGAAAGCACUUCCAGCUCUGUAUGUUGUGUCAUUUUUAUAGGGUUUCGCUUGUCAUAAUCGCUUUUAUAUCUCAAUAGCUUCGGGGAAGUAAUUUAGAUAAUUUGAUGGUGAUGAUGAUGAUGAUGAUGAUGAUGAUGAUCGGCCCGGAUAAAAUCCGUGAAGUGGAGGUCAGUCACUUAUGACAACGCAAUGGUCAACAGCGGAAUACCGCGUACCGCCCAGCUGAGAUCUUCGUUCACGUCCCAUUCACCAGCUAAUCACGAACAAGACGGAUUGUUUACUGCAUUCAAAUGUAGUACGCCUAAGAAGAAACCUGCACACCCCCUUCCCGGCACGUCUAGGGCCCCUUUGUAAACAUCUGCAAUGGACAUAUUACAUGUUUACGUAUUGCAGUCUAGCUAGCUGAGAGUGUUAAUAGUCCGCGUAGGACGCUCUUGCCUUUCCUACCUUCGAGAACCAUUGUCACCCUAAUAAUAGCAACCACGAAGUUUCAAUGAUUAUAUAUAGGAUAUUAAAGAAAAAUACGUUUGUUCAUUGAAGGAGACUGGUGACUGUGUUUUGACCGACCGGUGCUUGUCUCUGUGUUAUGCUCUGCGUGUUGUGACGCUAAACUUUCAGGGUUUGUAUUUUCGUGUAAAAUCGAUUACUGCUGAUACUACAGAACCAUGCAUAUGUAUAAACGUCUAACGUUCGAGCAAGCGUAAUGCAGUGCCGAUAUCGUCUUUUAUAGGUGAUAGCGUGAAUUGGACGGUGGGUGACUUCUGGGAGACAACAGAAUGGCGCUCUGGUAUAAUUCGGCUAUGAGUUGAGCUACGAACCAAUCAGUAUGACAUGUGAUGCUAAACGGUGGAACAAUCUACCAAGAUUCGUUUUUAAUGUGCCUAAAAAAGCUUCCGGAAAACUCAACGUGAACGGAAGAAAAUUAUACGUCAGUUUAAUUGCUAUAUUGAAUCGCGUUGGUGAUUUGGCGGUAGCUGGUUAUUGAAGUAAGAUACGAAAGUAGUAUACGAUACAUCUGCGGUGGUCAGAAAAGCGGGCCACAUGGCUGUUCGGGCUAUGCCCAUGAAGGGACAUUAGAAAAAGAUUACACCAAGCAUCGUCGUUUGUGCAUUGUAAAAUCCGACUAUGGAAGUUCAAUAGACAUCGACGACAAAAUACUAAAUCAAGUACCCCUUCACCUACCCGCCCUGUAGGAGAAUCAGUCUCCAUAGAUUAUGCCACAUCCUUGGCAGUUGCCUGUUCUUGACGACGCGAUAUACCCAAAGGAAAAUCAACUUGACGUGUGACAAAAAGUAAUGACAUGAGUGAGUGAGUGAGUGAAUUUUUCGCCCUGCGAAAUGUCAUCUGUCACCCGACUAAAAUGUAAACGUAUUAGUCCUUCGGGUGCGGAUCUCCCCUAGAUUAGCAACGAUUAAAGUGAACCGCCAUUUCUUCGUUCAGAGCAAUUGCCCAAUGAAUACCCCUAGCUCUGACUUAAUCACCAUUUGGCACCACUUUCUGCCUAGCGUUUUUGGCUUUUUACUUCUUUGCACAAGAUUAUCAACUCGUUAACUUAAGCCAGCCGUGGGUCAUCAUCAUCCAUUGAAGCGGAUCGGCAAUCAAAAUCAGCGCGUAUACAACAGGCACGAUUUCGUGUGGGGCCUCCCCUUUCAACCCAUUCGAUUGACCGGGGCUGUGUCAACUUGCAAAAGUCAACGUCCACUCACUUCGAUGUCGUACGACAUUACGCGUUAGCAAGUUAAUCACCGUGAGGAGACGUUUGCGGUAGAUGGCGCCACUGAAAAAGAAACCCUACCGAUUUUGUCUUCGUGGCAGUCACUACUUGACUCAUGUGAUACGGCCGUUGUUGUGCUGCUUUAUCAACGCUAAUUAGGCUGUUUGUUUGGGCCCUAUUAAUGAAACCGUCGUGGCAUAAUUCUGCCGUAAGGAGAAGAGACGAUGGAUAAACACAGAGCAAUAGGCGCAUCUUUAUUUCGGUAGCAUAACUGGAAAAUCAAGAGGAAGAGAAGGAACAGUGCAGCCGAAAGCAAAAAAAAAAAUCUGUCUAGGCGAUAACUGUUCUCAACAUAAACAGAUAAACAGGCCGUCAAAUUGAUACAUGUAUAAGGACACGUAGAGAGAGAAUUGCGCUUGUGCUCGGGAGCCAUGUACGGUAGCGUUAGGCGGGCGAACGAGAAUCGUGAUUGCCACGACCAGCAAUUUCGUGCGUCGGGGCUAUUUCUAGCUCUGAUGGCCCCCGUAAUGGCCAUACCAGAGCUUCAGCAAGGCGGUACUCAGGGGUGGGAACUCAGAUCUGUUUCACUUAAUGAACUUUCAAGGCUUGGACUGGCCACCGGCCCAUCAAAUAGGAGACCAAUAUUCCAAAAUAUCGAUGGUGGUCGCUCUCGUGGCCACCACGACGGCCCUCCACCUCGUUUCCAACAAGUUCACCUUCUUAGUGGCGUGCCUGGGGGACCACGCGGACCUCGUGUUUUCCCUGGUACUAAUAUACGCCUGGACAACUUAUUCGCCAGUGCACAAAUCCACCGAAGGCCUCAGGGACCACUUCCGCUAGGGCCUUCUGGAGGGCCCGAACCAAGCCCGAAUCUAAGCGGUCUACGUUUACCGCCCGGGUGGCAGGCCAUCCAAAUUGAUGCGAACCAGUUCAGCUCUAUUGCUUCGGGAAAGCCGGUAAAUAUCCCCGGGCUAAGUGCUGGUGCCGUGCAGACUGACACGUCGCAGCCACAACAUUUCAACCAAGAAAAACUCCAAGGCUCGCAAGGAAUCCGGCUUCUCCGGGGGGAUCCUUCUCAAGGCGGACAGCAAGGCCCGCCGGUCCUGCAACUUCCAAAUAACAAACUUGAGAUCCCACAGAAUAUGCCAACUUACCAGCAUGGUCCGUUCCGUUUUGCACAUGUUUCGGAGGAAGUUCAGCUAAUUGGACAGAAUGGUCAAAAAACAAUUGAGGUUCCGGUCGGCACGGGCCACGAACAAAUUAAACAGGCCGUACAGCAACAGUCUGAGCCACAGACAAAUCCUGUACCAGCAUCUGAAGGAGGUAGUAUCAUCCCAGGGGGAUUACCCGCAGCCAUCCAUCAGUUUCUCAAGGACAACACUCCUCAGUUCCAGCUCCAAGAUGAAGAGGAGGCCAAGCCCGAACAAGGGCAGGCUCAGGCCCAACAAGGCGGCCAGCAAAUAAAUACAUCUCCCGAACAUGUACAGCAGCAUCAAGUCGUUCAUCAACGGUCUCAUGUGCAACAAGCGCAUCCUAUAUCGGUUCACUAUCAGCAGCAACAGCAGCCAUUGCCUGUUUCCCAGGCACUAGUGCAACCUGCCGGAACCCAAGGAGAAUCUAGUCCCAUUGGAAACAUUCCUCCGGGUUGGAAAGUAAUCCGCGUGACGGCUGAUCAGUUGGCCGCUUAUCAACGAGGCGGGCCCGCUCCCUGGCUAAACUCGAAUAGCAAUCAAAACAUUCCACAGCAUCAGCAGCAAGAACAUCCCCCGGAGCAACAUCCCCAGGAGCAACAGCAUUCCCAGCUGGAACAACAUCCCCAGCUGGAACAACAUCCCCAGCUACAACAACAUCCCCAGCUACAACAACAUCCCCAGCUGCAACAACAUCCCCAGCUGCAACAACAUCCCCAGCUGCCACAACAUCCCCAGCUGCAACAACAUCCCCAGCUGCAACAACAUCCCCAGCUGCAACAACAUCCCCAGCUGCAACAACGUCCCCAACUGCAACAACAACAUACGGUUCAAGAACAGCACCAGGGCUCUCCUCAACACAUUGACGUUCCUCCAAGUCCCCCUCCGAUUCAACAUAUUCAACAACAGCAACACGAGCCGAGAGACAACUUCGAAACAUCUGGUCCGCCUGCUCAUCAAGAUUUCCAUGGUGCCCACCAACGACAUGCACCUCAGGGGCCGCCUGUACAUUUCCAGCCACAAAAUCAGAUUGCACCUCCCGUGAGGAUCCCUCCUCGUGCCAACGUCAAGGUUGUUUACUUACCUCUUGGAGGAAGCACGAAGACAGUUCAACAUCAACAACCACUUUACCGCGAUGAGCGCCGGGAACAGCAACGCCAGCACGAAUGGCAGUCACCUGUGAUUGAGCACGGAUCAUGGAAGGCUAUUACUCCCAAAUAUAUGCAACACAGUUCGAACGGGGCCUGGAGCAAGCCCGCUGCCAACAAUGGCGGUCAGGCUUACGCUACGAGCGAACGAUAUCACCAAAGAGGUAAUCAUAUUGAGGAGCAUAGACAUGAGCAUCCCCCCAGCAAUCAACAACGUAGCAACUAUAACGGCAGUCACAACGGCAGCAAUCCAGAGGGCGAACGUCACAAUGGGCAACGGGCCCGCGGACUUGUACCCGGGCAGAUUGGCCCGAAAUGGUUCAGCUAAACUAUUCGUGUAUCGCAACUAGGCCUCCUCUGUAAACGAACCAUUAAAGAAGGUCAGCAGCGAAUGGAAAAAGAUGCGCGCAGAUAAAUUACUAUCCAACACAUACUCCAUAGCCCAAUUGACUCAUUCAUGUAUAUCAUAAAAAAUAAUAUAUUCGUCUAAAAAAAAAAGGAUUAUUCUAAAUUUUAAGCGUAAGCAAGGGUCAAGUGUUAAAUUUAUGGCCACUACGGUUAACUGUCACUCGGCAUUAACAGUGAUAAACACCACGCUGACAAUGAAAAGUCCUUACGGUCUUCUUCUAGAUACUCAUCCCAGACAAGUGGGGAUUCUUCCUUUAAAGCAUCUAUAGAAAUAUUCGAUACCUUAGAGCUUUCCGCCACAAAGGCGUGUUAAAGUACCAAGGAGUCUACCCACAUUUCUAAAGCAACAAAUCGACAGAACUGGAUAGGACGAGUUCACCAGGAUCAGCGCGGGUGGGUGGAAAGCUAUAACAAUUCAAUGAAUAUCGUAUGUGUGCAACAGUGUAAGCUGCGGUCAGUGCUAACAAACAACUUCGAUAAAUGACAUUUUAUUUAUACAUACAUAUUCACACCCUUCAUAAUUAAAUUGAAGACAUUUUUGUUGAUCGUAGUUAUUAGUUACUUUGUUCGAGUAUCGAAGCACGCCGCCAGUGCUGAAGACAGCGCUCAAGUUAUUACCAGCCGGCGGAGGCCAAUGUAGAACUUGACCGAUGCUGCCGUCCCCGCUGCCCAUUGCAAGCAACCGGACUUACGUACUUCUUGGUCGAACAAGCGUUCGCUGACGAAACCUUCAGUUAAGGCUCCUUAAAAAAAUUAUAGAGUAUAAUUGUCAAUAAUUAUUUUUGCGCCGAUAGCAGCACUAUUGCGGUUCACUAUUUUGUGUGAAAGGCUCACCUAACAUCGUCUGUCUAACGUUACCUAACGAAUCACACAAUUAAUUAAAUGUACAUAUUAUAUGUGCGUCUGUCUCAAGGGAUGGAAGAAACAUGCCAUGACGUUGUAUUAUUUUGUUUUUGUUUAUUAUACAUAAUAUAUGUGAACUUACCAAAUUGGGGAUAGUUCAUAGAUGUAUGGAUUGCACAGAUCGGCAGGAUUUCCUGAAAAAUGAUUCUUACUUUAUCGGAAAAGUAUCUUCAUCAGUGACCUUUCCUAAUAUUUCCCUUGAAAAAGGUUUUCAUUACUUCCAGCUAUUGUAGACUAAAGUUCGGCCAUAAAAAGGCUGCUUCUGUGAAGCUCGCGCGGCCAAGCACUUUUGUAUAUAUCCACUCGUUGUUUCCGGUUGUGUAUUCGAAUAUCUUACUAAGUUUGAUUUAAUCAAAAUAAAUAAGAAAUGUUUUAUG